GGCAGAGGCGGGACCAAGUUAGUGCGCAGGCGCAUGGGCGCGGCUGCAGGCUCCGAGCGACGGCAGCAGAGCUGUAGCCAGGGCAGAGACCGGGUGCAGACCCAGGCUCUGGGUGGACGGAGAGAGAUUCGGGCUCCGACGCGGUGAGCGAGCCCAAGGUUCCUGCAAGUUAUUUGGGACCCGGUCAAGAUUUCAAGCUAAACAUGGUGGCGACGAGUAGCCUGAGGGUCAUUCUUCAAGCCUCUCCAUGCAAGUCACUGUGGAGAAGAUUGCAGACCCCCAGGUUCGUGCCAGCGAGGCCCUGCAGCCUCUACACCUGCACGUACAGAAGCCGGAACCGAGCCUCGCACCCGCUCUGGGAGACCGUGGACCUGGUCCCGGGGGGCGAGCGCCAGUCGCCCAUCAACAUCCGGUGGAGGGACAGCGUCUAUGAUCCUGGCUUAAAACCGCUCACCAUCUCUUACGACCCCACCACCUGCCUCCAUGUCUGGAAUAACGGGUACUCUUUCCUCGUGGAAUUUGAAGAUUCUACAGAUAAAUCAGAUGAAGUGAAGCUCCAUGAAGUUCACUGCUUUCCUGCCAGGUCACACAGCUGACAGCUGGAGAACUGGAUCGAAAAUCUGCGGACCACACUCUGUGCAGGGCCUCUGAGCUCUUGGAGGCUCAGCAGGUGCAGGCCUCCUGCAAGCUCUGGAGGUGGAGUGUUGUCAGGGUGCCCCAGAUUUGUUUUCAUCAGCUACACAUCAUGAAGAGCUACAGAAAUUGGUGGACACUGUGCUGUCAAUUAAGCAUAAGGACAUCCUUGUGGAAUUUGGGUCAUUUGAUCCUUCCUGCCUGAUGCCUGCCUGCCCAGAUUACUGGACCUACUCAGAGUCCCUGACUACCCCGCCACUCCAAGUCCGUUGCCUGGAUCAUUAAGAAGCAGCCCAUAGAGAUUGAUCAUGAUCAGUGGCGCUGUCAGAAGAGGCUGAUGUAAUGGUGGGAAUAACAUGGACCCUCGUCUUCCUCCUCACCCUGAUGGGAAUGCUGCUCUUCCGCAGGAUCUUGUUCCUGCAAGUUAUUUGGGACCCGGUCAAGAUUUCAAGCUAAACAUGGUGGCGACGAGUAGCCUGAGGGUCAUUCUUCAAGCCUCUCCAUGCAAGUCACUGUGGAGAAGAUUGCAGACCCCCAGGUUCGUGCCAGCGAGGCCCUGCAGCCUCUACACCUGCACGUACAGAAGCCGGAACCGAGCCUCGCACCCGCUCUGGGAGACCGUGGACCUGGUCCCGGGGGGCGAGCGCCAGUCGCCCAUCAACAUCCGGUGGAGGGACAGCGUCUAUGAUCCUGGCUUAAAACCGCUCACCAUCUCUUACGACCCCACCACCUGCCUCCAUGUCUGGAAUAACGGGUACUCUUUCCUCGUGGAAUUUGAAGAUUCUACAGAUAAAUCAGUGAUCGAGGGAGGACCCCUGGAGCACAACUACCGAUUGAAGCAAUUCCAUUUUCACUGGGGGGCCAUCGAUGCCUGGGGCUCCGAGCACACCGUGGACAGCAAAUGUUACCCGGCAGAGCUGCAUUUGGUGCAUUGGAAUGCAGUCAAAUUUGAAAACUUUGAGGAUGCAGCAUUGGAAGAACAUGGUUUGGCUGUGAUCGGAGUAUUUUUAAAGCUAGGCAAAAAUCACAAAGAGCUACAGAAAUUGGUGGAUACUUUGCCAUCGAUCAAGCAUAAGGACACCCUUGUGGAAUUUGGGUCAUUUGAUCCUUCCUGCCUAAUGCCUGCCUGCCCAGAUUACUGGACCUACUCAGGGUCCCUGACUACCCCGCCACUCUCCGAGUCCGUCACCUGGAUCAUUAAGAAGCAGCCUGUAGAGGUUGAUCAUGAUCAGCUUGAACAGUUUCGGACCCUGCUUUUCACUUCAGAAGGGGAGAAAGAGAAAAGAAUGGUGGACAAUUUCCGCCCCCUUCAGCCCCUAAUGAAUCGCACUGUCCGCUCUUCCUUCCGUCAUGAUUAUGUACUGAAUAUACAAGCGAAACCCCAGCCUUCAACUAGCCAAGUGACCCCCUAAGGUGCUCAUCUCUAAGCAGUACUUUGCUUUAAUAAAUACUAGCUUUUUAAAAAUUGCUAACUGGACUAUUCUAAACACCUGCAUUUAAUAAUAAUUAUAGAUAUGCAUUUCUUGGUGUGGCAGUGCUUUGUCAGUCUUUGAGGAAAGCUCUUUGGUAAACGAGUUCUUAAUUUUAUUGAUAAUGACAUCUAAGGCUGAAGUAGCAGCACAAGACGGGAGUUUCUCCUUACAGCAACCUGUUGGUAAUUGUAAUGUCUUUUUAUGUCUGAUAUUUCUGCGCUGCCCUUUUAUGUUUAUUAGUAGCUCUGUAGAGUUAUAAGUAGGGAUGGUAAUCAAAAUAUUUAACAACUAGAAAGGCACAGACACCAUCCAGAAGGCAGGCCUUUCAGAAACAACCCUAGGGCCCAAACUGGUACUUCCUGGCUCACUGAACAUUGGCCAUGGUUUUAGGUAUAUUUUAUUUUAAAACAUGAAUGUAUAUUCUUUUAUGAGGCCUUCUCAGUAUUUGCCCUGAUCUUCAGUUGUCAUUCCUAGUACAUGAUAUGCUUACUAUCAAUUUAUGGUAUAGAAAAAAUAUUUUGUAGUUCAAAGAAAACAAGAUUUUACUUAUAACUGGGAAUCCUUUUGCACUUCUGAAGAUUAGAUAUAUUACUUCAGGACUUGAUCAUAUAGAAAGCAUAUGCAGAACAUUUUAAAGAAAAUGCCUGAAGUGCCUAGAAUUUAAAAUUCUUUCAUGACAUAUUUACAGAAAUCUUUUUUGAAAGACUAGUAAUAUAACAGUCUAUAGUUUAUAGUGUUAUUUUGCAUUGUUUGUAUGCUGUUUCAUAAAAUAUAAUGUUUUCCACAAUGACAGAACUAUCUUGACUUCCCUUGAAAACUGUCUGAACUUUAUUUCAUUAGUUGAGGUUCUUUGCAAGGCAGGUGCUCAACAUAAACUUCCCAAUUUAAACAGUGGUUUAGAAGACUUUUGCUACAGUAAUAAGGAGAGAAACUUAACAGGCUAAAAAUCUAGAGAAUUCUACAUAUUCUGAGGAAUCCAUGCCAUUGUUGCCUUUGCUUGUAAAUAUCUUGGAAUGUUUCUAGUUGCCUAUAAGCCUGUGUUCAAACUCAUAUUGCAUUUACUAGUAGUAUUUCUUUCAUUAGUAUGCUAAUCAUCUGAUCUGCAAGGUAAGGUUGGAUGAGUAGACUUAACACUACUGAACUGUACACUGGAAAAGGUUAAGAUGGUAAAUUUUAUGUGUCUUUUACCACAAUUAAAAAUAAGUAAUACGGGCGCCUGGGUGGCUCGGAUGGUUAAGCGUCUGCCUUCGGCUCAGGUCAUGGUCCCGGGGUCCUGGGAUCGAGUCCCGCAUCGGGCUCCCUGCUCCUUGGGAGCCAGCUUCUCCCUCUGCCUCUCUCUCUCUCUGUCUCUCAUGAAUAAAUAAAUAAAAUCUUUAAAAAAUAAAUAAAUAAAUAAAUAAAUAAAUAAAUAAUACAUUCACUAGGAAACAAAUAAGGUUGGAGUUGUCUGUGUAAGUUUGGGGGGAUAUCUGCUCUUAAAAAAGGGAGGGGGCGAAAGCAUUUGCUUCUAAAAUGCAUGCCUUCUCUGGGAAGAAAAUGAAUAAAAUUCUUAAAAAGGUAAAUGGGGGGGGAGUUUAUGUUAACUGUAUAUAAUUGAUCUGUUCAAACCAUAGUUACCUUUAUUUAAAAGGGUAAACACACAAGACACACAUUUUCCAGAGCACAUGGGCUUCCCUCCCAGGCCUCUUGCAAACUCCUCAUGCAAAAUUCUCUUGCAAUGAGUCUUCCAAAUUGGAGUGAGAACCAAUGUACCAAUGCCUGAUUUGCCCUUAAAUCUUAGAGCUACAAAGAUGUAUUUAUUGGGUGUGUCCCGGUUUGCCACUCAUGAUUCACUUGCACCUGGUGUUCUGGUGUGAUUAUUAACAGCAUCCUCUCACUCUCAACCAUGUCCUGGUUUGCAUGAUAAAUUCUUGGUCACCUUCUCCGUAGCGGUUAUGGAAACUGCCUUGGGGAGGUGUGGUUCCACCUUAACCAUAUGAUCUCCAAAGGGGUGCUGCAGAUUCCGGGGCUACUAUACACCCUAACAAGAAACUUUUUGUCUUUUGUGCCUCCAAAAGUGUUUUACUUGUACCUUCCUAAACUUGAAGGGGGAAAAUGGGCUUGACGUCUGUCAGAGGGCUUGAGAAAGAAUUUUGUAUUAACAUUGCUGCUCAUCUUCAUUAAAUAUUAUAAUAAAACACUUCCUUUACAAUA
This is a messenger RNA of Mirounga angustirostris (Northern elephant seal), 4298 nucleotides long. RefSeq names its product carbonic anhydrase 5B (gene CA5B). The record is from RefSeq and is a predicted model, not a curated record. Gene Ontology annotation, cellular component: mitochondrion. Bases 990 to 2045 code for a protein of 351 amino acids. NCBI's taxonomy places the organism in Eukaryota, Metazoa, Chordata, Mammalia, Carnivora, Phocidae. The transcript has 14 exons. Gene Ontology annotation, molecular function: carbonate dehydratase activity; zinc ion binding.